AUGAUUGAAGUGCCGGGGGCGGAGAUUUCGAAGAUUGAGGUGUUGGUGGUGGAGAUACCAAUGAUUGAGGUGCCGGGAUAUAAUAUGGUUGUGAUGAAGAUGCAUACGAUUGAGGCGCCGGGGAUGGAGAUACCUAAGGUUCAGGUUUGCGGUUUAUAUGAUGAUGUUGCAGUUGAUGAAAAUGAUUGUGAUGUAAAUCGAUGUGAUGACAAUGAAGGUGAAUCAGACAGAAAUCUUCCAUCUCUCGAAGAGCGGACGGCUCUGCGUCCGAAGAUCUCGACUGAGGCCUCGAAGACCGGGGAUCCACCCUUCAGCGCCUGGAAUAGCCAGCUCUUCACAGGGCUAGGCUGCAAGUUGACCGAAUACAAUUAG
Molecule: messenger RNA, 372 nt
Organism: Sclerotinia borealis F-4128
Lineage: Eukaryota; Fungi; Ascomycota; Leotiomycetes; Helotiales; Sclerotiniaceae
Source: the annotation of a GenBank genome assembly